Messenger RNA from Castor canadensis (American beaver), 2231 nucleotides. It is a transcript of the gene Prr3, whose product is annotated as proline rich 3. Gene Ontology annotation, molecular function: RNA binding; metal ion binding. NCBI's taxonomy places the organism in Eukaryota, Metazoa, Chordata, Mammalia, Rodentia, Castoridae. The record is from RefSeq and is a predicted model, not a curated record.
GAUCUUAGGAUGCGACAGCCCUUCGGUCUGGGGCCUUCUGGCUCUUUGAAAGCCCGUCGACUCUAUGGGCACACUGUAAGGGGCUGGUUGUGCUUUUCAGUGUGGGGGGAAGAGAAAAAAAAUUAACCGCUUAAAGAAGCGCGGCAGAGAGAAGGCUUAAGGUUGCCGCCAUGCCUUGCACAGACCGAGGGAGGCAGUUUACAUGAGAAUGCGGCCGCAGUAACGAUUCCCCCGCAGCCUUCCGGAAGCGGAACGGCGGGAGCAUCAGUCUCACGACCCACAGACCCCCGGAAGCGGAAACAGAGUCCCAGCGUGCCCCUUCCCCACUGCCCUCCAAAUCCCACUGCAGCCAUUGCCGCAGCCACGAUGCCGAAACGAAAGAAGCAGAAUCAGCAACAGCAGCCACCACUACAAGAGCCCCCGCUCUUGCCUGAGCGGGAAGAGACUGGAGAUGAGGAAGAUGAGAGUCCCAUCGGACCACCCAGCCUUCUGGGCCCUCCCCCCAUGGCCAAUGGAAAGCCUGGCGACUCCAAGUCAGCUCUACACAGAGGUCCUCCAGGAUCAAGGGGACCAAUGAUUCCUCCACUGCUGAGUCUCCCACCUCUUCCUCGGGGUAGAGGCCCACUACGGGGAGGCCUUGGCCCUAGGUCUAGCCCAUAUGGUCGUGGAUGGUGGGGGGUCAAUGCUGAACCUCCUUUUCCGGGGCCAGGACAUGGGGGUCCCUCCAGGGAAGGCUUGCACAAAGAGCAGAGAAACCCUCGAAGGCUCAAAAGUUGGUCUCUUAUCAAGAAUACCUGCCCACCUAAGGAUGGCCCCCAGGUUAUGGAAGACAAAUCCAGCCGCCCUGUUUGCCGACACUUUUCCAAAAAGGGUCACUGUCGAUAUGAAGACCUCUGUGCCUUCUACCACCCAGGCGUCAAUGGACCUCCUCUGUGAGACUGUGCCUUCCCUUCCAGGCUGGAAGGAGCCCUCUGUGACCUAGUGGCCAUGUAUUUCCCUUUGGCCCUGUGACGGCUACUGUGAGGCUCUUCCACCUAUCACCCUCAGUCAGUGACAUAUCCGUCCCCAUCUACCACCUCCACCAUUUGGGGUCCAGAGUUGUGUUUCAUCACUGGUGCACAGUGCGUACCAUCUUCUGAUCCAGGUUCCAGAGACUCACCUUCGGGAUCCCAUCUUAAUCCCUUCAGCUGCCUCCUGGAUCUUCUUCCCCUUCACAAAUGACUGCUAAACAGGAAACCUUUGGUGCUGUUUCUUGUGCAUCUGUCCACUUGUCACCCAGUAUUGCCCUCGAUUCCCGAGAGCCCUGGAGUGGUUUCCUACCCUCUAGCUGCUUGUUUUAAGUCCUUUUUUAAUGUGGCACCCUAGUGUUUUCAGCUGCUCGGGAAACUCACCAGGUUAUCUGGCCUGGGGUUGAGUUUGGGUAUCUGAUACAGUUACUCCCUGACAGCUACUUCCCUGCUUUUGGAUUUCGUAGUUUCUCUGUCAGCAUGAUCCCCACCACUAUGGUCUGUGAUCACUGUGCGUUGUGAAACUGUGCAUCUCCUUGUAUACUUUCUUAGUGUCCGUGGCAUUUUUGUGACUUCCCAACACUAGAGUAAGUUUUCCUGCCAAAAUGAAUGAGGCUCUUGGUGCCCUAUAGACUUUCCAUACCUUCCAACAUGGGAGAAUUGUGAAACUUCCCAUAGACUCCCUCCCUGGUCCUCCCCAUUCUCCCACUGUUGGUUAUUCUGGGUCUGACAUAGGCCAGUGAUAUCUUGUAAAGCCUCAGACGAUGAUCCUCCCUACCCAGCUCUUCCCUGGCCUAUUUUAGGUAGGCUUUGUCAUUGUGAGGCCACCAGCCCUUUCAUUUGAAUUCUGUGAAUCUCCACCUGGCCUGACUUUGGGUGGAACCUGGACAGUACUGUCGCCCUCUUCCAACCCUCUUCCCUCACAUCUCCUGGCACUGGUUGUUUUCUGUGAAAACGGCAGUGAACAGCUUCUGUUCUGAGCUAGCCCUGAGGAAAUGGAUCAGGAGGUGUGUAGGCAAGAGGGAGGAAUUGAAAGCUGUCGGAGAACUGAGAAUGAUUUUUUUUUUCUUUUUAACUUUUUUUAUAUUAGUAAUAAAUGCAGUGGAAACCAGCAUUUUCUUCAAUCCCUGUGUCCCAAUCAUCUCUGAAGUCGCAGAUGAGGCUAUUCUUGGUGGAGUCAGCUCAUUCUUCAUUUAUUCAUACACAGUGGUGAGAAUGGGUCCA